Molecule: messenger RNA, 2321 nt
Organism: Nasonia vitripennis (jewel wasp)
Lineage: Eukaryota; Metazoa; Arthropoda; Insecta; Hymenoptera; Pteromalidae
Product: ancient ubiquitous protein 1
Exons: 4
Coding region: 766-1956 (396 amino acids)
Cellular component (GO): membrane
Molecular function (GO): ubiquitin binding
Source: RefSeq, a predicted model, not a curated record
UCCCCGCUUGAUAGCACAGAGACGGCACACGGACAGCACGCCGUGCGGCACAACAAGUCUCGGUGGAGACAGCACGUGCUGUUAUCUGGGUCUAAUCUUUACUUUUACGCCUAUUUUUUACCACAGAUUUUUAGAAUCCACGACAAUCAACAAUGUAUGUGCACCUGCACAAAUUUGAGGUUACAAUGAAGGAUGAAAAGUCUCCAUCUCCAUAUGUGCAGUGUAUAUACAUAUAAGUAUAACAUAGUACGUAAUGCCGAUGCGUAUAUCACUAUUCACUGUAUACAAGUGAUUAAAUUAGGAACUUGGAACGAGCUGUCCUCUGUUGAAACAUUCAUCUUGUAUCAUGCGCCGAACACCGCACUCUACUCACUAUCAGCGACGAACGAGUGCGGAGCGAAGUGCGACGGCCAACGACUUACCGUGACGACGACAACUCCCGCGCGCGCAGCGCGGCGUCAAUAAAACGACUAUAACAAGGAACAGACUCACAAGUGAAAUCGCGAUUCGCGCGAGUGGCAAAUGCUUUGAACAGCUGAUCGGGAAAUGGAAGGUCAUAGAACGUCGCUGCAAAAGAUCGAGUGACGAAAAAUCAGUAAGUACUUUUCUUGGAACUCCCGGAGGAGAAGUACCGCCCGUGCCCGAGUCGAGUGUUCCCGCGUAGAGCGGAGGCUGGGCCUGUUUUUGCGCGCUUGAUGCUCGACCAGUGGAUCCAGUGCAUCUACAGUAGCUCGAUUCCAUUGUAACAGAUGUUUUUCGUGAGAAAUGUCACAAAUUGAUAUCAAGGAGCUUUUCGACGAGAGCAGGUUCCCCAGUGGCUGGAAACUGUUAUCGAUAUUGAUUUACAUACCUGUUGGAUUGGUUCUUGUGCUUCUCAGGCUGCUUGUCUGUCUGCAGCUGUGGAUAUUUGCCUCAAUCCUACCUGAUAGUCAGACUCUGCGCUUAUUUCUUAAUCGUGGUCUUGCCUUUGCUUUUGGUAUAAUUGUCAAAGUUAGUCCUGAUGGAGAGAAGCGAGAUGAACAAGCUAGAAUUGUUAUUGCCAACAAUAUCUCGGCACUGGAUGAUUUUAUUCUAUCUGCAGCAGCAAAGACAGUGACACCAAGUCUCUCAAAUUUACCAGAUUCAUUGAACAAUGCUUUUGGUCUGAAGAAAAUGAACAUGAGUAGCACUGAUGCUUUGGUUGCUGAAAUUAAACGUUUUCUUCCUACUUCAAAAACAAGCAUUGCUUUGCAACCUGAGUUCAGUGCAACUAACAGUCGCAAGGCAUUGUUAAAAUUCAACACAUGGCCUUUUAAUAUAGAACAAGCAGUUCAGCCUGUUGUUCUUCGAGCUUGGAGAUCAGAAUUUGUUGACAUACGACUUACUUCCAUAGCCUCAACUUGGUGGACAGACGUGAUGUGGUUUAUGAUUGUUCCUUACACUAUUUUUACUGUGAAAUUUCUUAAAGUAAAGAGGAAUGCAGAUCCAAACGUUCUAGUAAGAGAUGUUGAAAAAGAAAUUGCUCAAGAAUUGAAAAUUGAAACAAGUGUACACACAGUUUCAGAUAAAACUGAGUAUGAGAAACGCUAUAUAAUGGAAAAGGUUCACAACCGAACUCCUCAGAAUCCAAAUGUGUCAGGUUCACCAGUUGUUGCCAGCGUUGAAAUGCAAAGGAUGACGCGUCAAGUUAGUGAAGUUCUUCCAUUGGUUCCACACAAUGUAAUUCUUAGAGAUCUUUUAAAAACCAGAAAUGUCGAUGUUACAAUUACAAACAUUCUUGAUGGCAUUGUUACUUAUACACCAGAGCCAUCUCCUACCACAUCAACACCAAGCAGUUCAAAAAGCAAGUCUUCUGUGUCUGCACCCAAGACAAUUAAUGCUAGUACUACAGCAUUAACGUUUCAAGAAAGAAAAGCAAAAAUGAUUGCUGAAGCAAGGGCUAGGUAUAUAGAAAAACAUGGAUUGAAAGACUGUUGACGCUGUUGCUACUGCGCCAUAAUUAAGAACAAGUGUAAUAUAAGAGUUUUUUGCUGUAAUGUAUUUACUAUUACAUCUCACGAAUACAAUAUUCUUAUUUGUAAUCCAAACAUUUCUUGAAUUGCACAAGAACUUUUUACUUGUAUUUUUUGCCCUAUUAGUCUAUGGAAGACUGUACAUGGAAGACUAUUCUGAUCGAACAUUACGGUAUUUUAAUAUUACUUCAGUAUGAAUUAUCUUUCAAAACUAAUCAAUAAACUUACAUUUUUAAUAAAAGAAAGGGAAUGCGAAACAUAUUUUACUCAUAGAAUAUCCCUUAAUUGACUGGUACAUAAUUUGGAAUAAAUAUUAAUUUCUGAAAUUAA